Brassica napus (rape) is the source of this 426-nucleotide messenger RNA. RefSeq names its product probable pectinesterase/pectinesterase inhibitor 34. NCBI's taxonomy places the organism in Eukaryota, Viridiplantae, Streptophyta, Magnoliopsida, Brassicales, Brassicaceae. The record is from RefSeq and is a predicted model, not a curated record. The transcript is spliced from 2 exons. The coding region runs from base 1 to 426 and encodes 141 amino acids.
AUGCUUCCAAAAUUAAAAGCUUUUAGACCAUCUCCAUCCAUUAAGACCUUUAAUGGAACCUUAUUGGAAAAUACUAACCGGAAAAGAAAGAAGCUUCUAGUGUCGUCAAUCGUCGUAGCUUUCGCCCUUAUCCUCGCCGCCGCGAUUUUCGCCGGAGUCCGAUCAAAUGUCAACUCUUCCCAACACGUUCCAGGCCUAGCUCAGAAACCAAGCCAAGCAAUCUCAAAAGCAUGCGAGCCGACUCGUUUCCUUGAGCUAUGCAUCGACUCACUCAUGGACUUCCCCGGCUUACUCGCCGCCUCCUCCGCCAAAGAUCUGAUCCACGUGACGGUGAACAUGACGCUACACCACUUCAGCCACACACUCUACUCAUCUUCCUCCUUCUCCUUCCUCGACAUGCCACCGCGUGUUCGCUCCGCCUACUGA